AUGACGGCGUGGCGUCCGGGGCCUCCACGGCACGAGGCCCCGCUGGUCGUCUACAGAGCAAACACGGCGACGCCGACACACCAGGGGGAGACGAACCUGCUCGGUGCAGUCGUGUACCGAGCACUCUCCCCGGAGCCGGCUCCGUACAAGACGGUGCAGGUCGCAACCCUGGCUGCCGCGCCGGCGCCGUCCACCACGGCACUAUCGAAGGAGUUCGAGCACAAGAUCAUCUUCGUGCCGGAUACCAAGCCGGCUCUACCCGCUGCAGCCUCGAGCUCGCCAUCUGGUGAGGCGGUAGCGGAGUCGUACGUGGGGCUGGCGCUGGCGUUCUCGAAGGAGAUUGCACACCAGGCUAGGCGGAGCUACGGGCCGAGCAGGAACGGGGUGAUGAUAGGGGAGAACGGCCACUUCGUCGUCAACGUUGCUUUCGACAACAAGCUCUUCUGCCAUAAAUUUACUAAUGGAGGUGCUUUGGAUGAAUGGCUUUGUCUGAUUCAGAAGCGCUAUGCCACUGGAAUGUCAACAUCUCUUAACAGCAUACAGAAUGCUCUGAGGGAUGCUCACGGGGCGACACAUUACUGUGUUGUUCAUGAUAAGAAUCGUUUUGAUACUGAUGAUCACUGUUCCUGUACCGUGCCUGUGGGUUUUUCUUGUAAUACACCUAAUACUACCAUGAUGAGGUUUUCCAACACCGUACGGCGGCUUACAAGAGGUAUAUAUAUGGGUAAAACCCUAGAAUCCGUCGAAGUCCCCUCAUCAUCGAACAUUGAAAUUGCUGUGGAACUGGAUAGCUUGCAACUUGGCUCAACCCCUAGGGCCACUGAAUUGGUCAAAUUUCAGGUCGGUUUCGUAAUGAACAGACAAACUAUAAUGGUUGACACAGAAAAUGAGGACUCAGUUUCAUCUGUAAUUCAACAGGCAAUGCUAAAGACAAGCUAUUGGCCAAAGGAUGUGUAUUACACAUCCUCUAUGGGUAUUCUGGACUUAAGAAAGACAAUGAAGGAAUCGCACCUAAGCAAAGGUUCACUUAUAUUUGUGAAUAUCAGAAACCGAGGGGGUGGAGAGCCUCCUGCUGAUUGCGAGUGGAUUUUGGAAAGACUGCUAAAAACUGAUAAAGUUCCACUACUGGAUCAUAUCCGUAGUGUGAAGGGGCAUGAUCCAUGGAUUAAAUGGUUUGAAAUGAUCAAAUUACCUAGAUCUCUGGUAAUACCAGGAGAGUGGGGAGGGGUUCUUUUGCAUGAUGAAGCCUCCAAACUUGCAAGGAUGUUGACCCUUUGUCUUGAAAGGUGUCAUGCUUCCGGACAUUGUUUUGGAGGAUUUAGUAUAAGUGAUGUUUAUUAUCUCGUGUCCUAUGGAAUAAUUGAGAUUAAUGCCCCCUGGAUAAACUUCUCAAGUGAUAGUUACAUUGAUGACUGGUUAUCAGUAAAGGAGAUCAUUGAUAAUCACUAUAGAUACGCUCACCAGGCCACAUAUAAGCAAGAAUAUCCGCUGUACCUGGAGAGCUAUGUAGGAAGGAUAUCGUGUCUUAGAAGAGAAGAUCCAUUGACUGGACGUUCUUGGAGGAACAGGGCUGUGCUUUUUCAAAACAUUUGUUUUGAGUCAUCAGAGAAGAGAGUUGAAAUCAUAGAGGGACUCGUUGGUUUUUUCCGGGAAAGGCAUUCAUCAGACAGAAAUAUGAUUGUUGAUGUGUUGGACAAUUGUGCUGUGUGGAAAUCAGAAGUGAGACAAGUGCCUCUUAUGAGAUCAGCCUUGGAAUUUGCUGUACUGAAUGAUCUAAAUGACUGGGUUCCUGCUAAUCAAUAUUUUGAGAUGUGUGGAUAUUCAUAUAUCUAUUUUUGCCGGUGCUUCUUUGUUCAUUAUACGAAGCCAGGAAAGAUCGACAGAAAGGAACUGGAUACUGCUAUAGGUAUACGCCUGCCGUAUCACCUCACAAGCGCUCAACAAAGACUAUUGGUGGAUUAUGAGUUGGAACAGGUGCAGUCAAACCGACCUGCUAUGCGCAUCUUGCUGUGGAGGUGCGUCGCUUCCAUUGGAAUCAGAUAGUUCCCCUGGCAGCAAGCUCAAGCUGUGGAGGUGUGUGAACAUCCCAAAGAUCAAUCAGGGGAACGCCAAGGACAUCAUACAUACAUAAUUACCAGAACUUGCCAUGCUGGCGAUCGAGGAGAACCGGAGAGAUGUGGCUGAUGAAAAUUCUGAUGUUUUUUUUUAAAAAAAAAUUGGUUGAUGACUUGACUUCUUGAUUUUGAGCUGGUUGCUUGUAGUUUCUGCUGCUCGUAGUAGCCAGACUGUGACUUGAGCUUUUGUGGUCCUUGUUCUUCAAACAAUGCAACUAUGCAAGCAAUUUAAAUUCCUAGGGCCAAUUGCAUAUAUGCCACUGACUUAGAAGCGGUAUUGUAGAUUUGCCAUUAUAAAACAUGUAACCGCAUGUUUGCCAUCAAAAACGAUGAGAGCACAGGA
Molecule: messenger RNA, 2457 nt
Organism: Oryza brachyantha (malo sina)
Lineage: Eukaryota; Viridiplantae; Streptophyta; Magnoliopsida; Poales; Poaceae
Exons: 8
Coding region: 1-2043 (680 amino acids)
Source: RefSeq, a predicted model, not a curated record